AUGAAUUUGAGCCAAAGAAUCCCAUAUCCCUAGCAGACUCGUUCAGCCAAAGAUAACGCCUUUCUGCGUUCAGAGGAAAAAUCAAGCAAAGAUGAGACCGUUGACAACUCAAGUCCAUUCAAAACACCCCAAUUUCAAUUCUCUAUCUUCAGCCUAUCCAUUUCCCAUCCAGAUAAAAUCCAUAUCUGGCGCUAAGUGUACGAGAAUGAAGCCCUCCUCUUUUCCUGUCAUCCCAAAUGUCACUAACCUGCCAAGCGUAAAGAGUCAACUUGUUAAGAGUAGGAAUACCCAGAUCAAGAAAACCUAUGCAGAAAGUUCAAGAAAUCAUAAAUUACUAUCAGAGGAUUCCCAGAAACUUUCAAGAAACGAGUUUUGUGUAUCUGAAUCGAUGAGGUCAAAUGAGAAGAGGUCCAAAGUUUUGAUUUGGGGAGCUGUGUCAAUGGGAGUUGUGAUGUUUCUUAUGGGGCUUGGUGAUGAAAAGGCACUGGCUUUAGGUCCUGAAGGUCCAUUAAUGGAGGAGUUUUGGGACAAUAUGAGGCGAUAUGCAAUUUAUGUCCUGACAGUGAGUUCAGGUGCUUUGUACAUCGUUUUCCAGCCUGUAAUUGAACUGCUGAAGAGCCCCAUCACCGCAAUUCUCAUAGUGGCUAUCAUUGGAGGCAGCGUUUACAUCGUCUCUCAGGUGCUUUCUGCCAUGGUUGGCAUCUCCGACUUCAACUACGGUUAUAGCUACUAGGUAGAUCUAUCUAUAUAAAAAUAUGUGUUUCCUAUUUGGAAGUGUCGCUUGAUUUUACACUUUUUGUACACGAGUCAGGUCACGAGCAAUCAUUAUCAAAUUGGUUAAUGUAAUUUGAAUUUUGAAAUGGGUUUGUAUCUGAAAAAAUGAAAAUUAAUGUCUGUCAUCUAGUAUAUGAUCACAAACUUCAUAGCUCAAAGAAUGACUGAAUGAGCCUGCUGUAAAAGUCCAGUUACAGAGGCUCUUGAAUUCAGGUUUUUAUGCUACUUUUUCCAUUCAACC
Messenger RNA from Cuscuta epithymum, 1015 nucleotides. The record is from the annotation of a GenBank genome assembly. NCBI's taxonomy places the organism in Eukaryota, Viridiplantae, Streptophyta, Magnoliopsida, Solanales, Convolvulaceae.